AUUUUAAAUAGAUAUUCAAUCUUGAUUAGCUUUAAAUAAUGGCACAAGGUAACGUGCCCUCGGUUCUGGAAGGUACAUAUUUUGUUCAAGACGAAAUCGACGGCUUACAUUCGGACGAUUCCGGUGCGGAUCAUUUACACAAAUCGGGUGUUGCAUUACGUGAGCAAGAUCGAUUCCUGCCGAUAGCCAAUAUCACCAAAAUAAUGAAGAAAGGAAUUCCCUCCAAUGGAAAGAUUGCAAAAGAUGCCCGCGAAUGUGUUCAGGAGUGCGUCUCGGAAUUUAUUUCGUUUAUCACCUCCGAAGCUAGCGAACGAUGCCAUAUGGAGAAACGAAAAACCAUCAACGGAGAGGACAUUCUGUGUGCGAUGUACACGUUGGGAUUCGAUAAUUACGUGGAGCCUUUGAAAUUGUAUCUCACCAAAUAUCGAGAUAGUACAAAAACUGAGAGGUCUAGUCCCGAACAAACACCGGAACAUCAGCAACAGUAUGAAACGAUUGAUCAGGACUACAGUUCCAUGCAACCGUCAAAUGCGAGCACCUCGGUAUCCGGCAAUGUUAUUUACCAAGGAUCAGAUGGUGGUUAUUACUUGAAAAGUAAUACUUUUUAGGAUUAAGAUCAGAGAUACCUAGCUAUAAACACUGUAUGUUUGAGGUA
This is a messenger RNA of Ochlerotatus camptorhynchus, 655 nucleotides long. RefSeq names its product nuclear factor Y-box B (gene Nf-YB). Gene Ontology annotation, molecular function: protein heterodimerization activity; RNA polymerase II cis-regulatory region sequence-specific DNA binding; DNA-binding transcription activator activity, RNA polymerase II-specific. Gene Ontology annotation, biological process: regulation of transcription by RNA polymerase II. Bases 39 to 608 code for a protein of 189 amino acids. Gene Ontology annotation, cellular component: CCAAT-binding factor complex; nucleus. The transcript has 4 exons. The record is from RefSeq and is a predicted model, not a curated record. Lineage: Eukaryota; Metazoa; Arthropoda; Insecta; Diptera; Culicidae.